AUGUCGUUCUCAGGAACGCCACUGGGCCAAGGUCGACGACUCGAUCACAGCACUUUCCUAAACAAGCGCAACCCCCUCCCCGCACCGCGUCUCGCCCAGCAACAGGCUUCUACCGCUACAACCACCACCACUACCAACAAGCCACCGAGCUCACCGUCGCGAGCGGCCGAGCCGAACGUCCCGACAUCGUACUCGUACGGCGCGCCCACGGCCACGACGCGCUCGCCACCAAAGCUCAACAAAUCGAACACGUCCCUGCCCGACGGCGUCGACGUCUCGGCCGACGCACCCGCCCUCAUACGCUUCGCGCGACUGAAACACCGCGAGUCCGCCACGGCCAGCAACCCGCAGGACCCGGCGUGGGUCGUACAAGACACGAGCGUGAACAUCGCCAACGCGCUGACCAUCGCCGCAAACACAUCGAGCGAGAUGGACCACAGCUACACACAGAGAGUGCCGCGGAGCACGAGCGUGGACUACGAGAAGGAGACGCAGCACACGCGGCAGUUGCCGAUCCGCGCCAAGCCGCCGUCGUCGCGCGGGAGCCAGACGCAGCGGCCGGCGACCAAGGCGCCCAGUCUGCAGUUUGUGCCUGGGAGCGACGACGAGGAGAACGCGCAGGAGAUGGCGAAGCGGAAGGAGAGGGGGAAGAGCCCGCUUGUUGCGCUGGGCGAGAGCAUCGCGGAGACGGCGAAGAGGACGGCGUUUUAUAUGCGCCCGUCGUCGCAGUCCCAGACCCAGCAGAACGGAAAUGGAAAUGGACAUACCCAGGACGAGUCGUAUGACUAUGCCGCUGAAGAGCGCGAGUUUCAGCAGAGCCAGCCUCAAGCUCGCCGCGUCCGGCGCGCGAACAUCCCCGUCGACGCGAAAGCGUACAAGCCUACCGAAUCUGACUUGGAGUCCGAGUCUGAGGAGGACAGCGAUUCGGGCAAGCCCAGGAGGAGGAAAAAGAAAAAGGGAGAGGCCGGCGGGUUGUUGACCGGCUUGCCGACUGUGGGGUAUGGAGGGAAAAGGAGGAAGAGGAAGAGUAUGGGCGGAAAGGAGGACAGUUUGGCUACGCUCGCUGAGGAGGACGAUGGAGAGAUCGUCGAGAAGAUUGGCGAAACGCUGGACAUGCAACGAGCAGGCUCGGUCCAAGCUCCCCCACUCAUCAUCCGCCCCGCAUCCCGCCCGCCUUCCCUUCCGCCCGCACCGCCACAACCACAACCAUUCGAAUCGUCUCUCGACUCUAUAGACGAAAGCCAGCCGCCUUUAAUUUCCGACGACUCGUUCAACAGUCAUCAACGCGCUCCCUCCCUCCCUCGCCGCGUGCCCAAGAACCCGAAACCCAAACGCAGCGCGCGUUCACUCGGGGCUUUGACAGGACGCGCAGUAAACGUUGUCCUGCGCCUCAUCCUCUUCGCCCUAUCCGAGUCUCUACGGGCGCUUGGCCGAGCGCUUGGCACAGUAUUCGACGCGACGAUCCGCAAACCCGCAAAGUUGCUCGGCUCGACUAACUUCACGCCCUUCAUCCAAAUCGCGAGUGUGGCGCUCAUCGGAUACCUCUUCUACUCCGGCCUGCGCUCAGUCAACCUCGGCCACCUCUUCUCGCCUUCCACCCCAGCGCCAGUGUACACCCCACCCGACGUCCCAGCCGCAUCCAUCGCCGAACUCGGUGCGCGCCUUCAAGCGCUCGAGAACGCGCUGGGCAAGCUCAGCUUCGAGGCGGCGCAUGAGCGCGCGAGGUUAGACGCGCAUGCGGACGUGAGCUCUAAACUCGAGAGUCUGAGGAUGGAGCUCAGUCGGGUGGAUGGGGAUCGGGCGGCCGAACGUGCUCAGGCGAGCCAGAUCGUGCAGAGCGUACGGAAAGAGGUCGAGGGGCUGAGGAGAGACGUAGAAGUCAAAGGACAGGAGUGGAGUAAGGAGAGGGACGGGAGGAGUAAGGAGGAGUUGGAUAGGCUGGAGAAGGCUCGGAAGGCGGAGGCCGAACGCGUUAAGGCGCUUGAGGAAAGGCUGGGAGGUGUGGAGGGAGGGCUGAAGGAGGCGCUCGAGGUCGUCAGGAAGCCGGUCGUGCCGGUUAACGAUAAGUCGCAUGCGCCGGCUUGGUGGACGAAGCUCUCAACAUCCACCGGCAAACCGCUCAGCAUCAAGGGCAACAACGGCGAAGAUGUCACAGUACUCAUCGGUGCGCUCGUCGACGAAGCCGUAUUGCGCACGCAGAAGGAUGGACUAGCGAGAGCAGACUUUGCCCUCCAUUCCGGCGGCGCGCGCGUUAUACCCAGCCUCACAAGCCCAACACUCGACGCGCCCCCGCGCGGUCUGCGCGAGGCCCUACACGGUCUCCUCACAGGCUCCGGCGCACCCGUCGGCCGCCCGCCCGUCUACGCGCUCCACCACGACACCUCCGCGGGGAUGUGCUGGCCCUUCGGCGGCUCCCACGGAACGCUCGGCGUCGCGCUCGCCCGGCCCGCAUUCAUCGACGCCAUCAGCAUCGACCAUCUCGCGCGGGAGCUCGCGUGGGACGUGAGGAGCGCGCCGAGGGGGAUGGAGGUGUGGGGUCUUGUUGAAGGGCGCGAGAAUCUGGAGAAGGUCGGCGUUUGGGAGAUGGGGCGGGCUAUGAGGCGCGCGGCGUGCGCUUCGGGCGAAUCCGCUCCCAAUUCUCCGGAAUGCGCGCAGGUGCAGGACGAGGAGAGCGAAGAGGAGUAUCCGCCCGAGCUCCCGAAAAGCGCGAAGUACGUCCGCAUUGCGGCGUUCGAGUACGAUGCGCGGCAGGGGCGGCCCGUGCAGACCUUUGACAUCGACGAGGGCGUUAAGGCGCUGGGGGUCGACUUUGGGGUGGUCGUGUUGCGGGUGCUGGGGAAUUGGGGUGCGGAGUAUACGUGUCUUUAUAGGGUGAGGGUGCAUGGGACUAUGUUGGGGGCUGAGGGGGGCGCGCUGGACGCGCUUGAUUAG
Peniophora sp. CBMAI 1063 is the source of this 2931-nucleotide messenger RNA. Lineage: Eukaryota; Fungi; Basidiomycota; Agaricomycetes; Russulales; Peniophoraceae. The record is from the annotation of a GenBank genome assembly.